AUGAGUACUACAUCAAACUCAGUCCCUAUAAAUAAUACAACACAAAUACCAACUCGUGGAAUUAGAGUAAAUAGUGAAUCAGAUGAAAAAAAUGUUGUAAGUAUAUCAUCGUCAUCAGAACAAAUGAUAGCUCAAACAGCUGAUCAUUCAGAUGAACAACAAACACCAAAUGAUAAGACAACUACAUCUGCUGACAUAUCAAGGGAAAAUAAUACAAAUUCGCAACAAUCAGAUGAUAAAUCUAAACCUAAUUUAUCAAUAUUACCAACAUGGGCUUAG
Messenger RNA from Rotaria sordida, 279 nucleotides. The record is from the annotation of a GenBank genome assembly. Lineage: Eukaryota; Metazoa; Rotifera; Eurotatoria; Philodinida; Philodinidae.